This is a messenger RNA of Cutaneotrichosporon oleaginosum, 1818 nucleotides long. RefSeq lists its product as uncharacterized. The record is from RefSeq and is a predicted model, not a curated record. Lineage: Eukaryota; Fungi; Basidiomycota; Tremellomycetes; Trichosporonales; Trichosporonaceae.
AUGCUCUUCGGCACUGUGCAUCCCCAGCACAGCGGCUCGGGCGAUUCAAACGCCUCUUCUUCAGCUUCGGCCGAACACUCCCCGCAGAACACACCUCCCUCCGAUGAAGUAAUCAACCUAGCCGCCACUGUCGACCACCGCCUUCUUAUCGACGACCUCACCCGCGACAUCGAGAACCUCAUCCGCUCCCUCAAGAAUCCAGCUGAUCGCAACUUUCUCACUGUCGGACUAGCCGUCGAAGAGGCUAAGCGGGAAGCGGAGGCUGCUUACACUAUCACCAUCGACACCUUUAAGCGGGAGAGCGAGGAGCGGCACGCUGCUCAGCUGAACAAGUUAAUCGAGAAGGCAAAGCGGGAGGAGGAGUUGGCGGCCGAAGAGGUCAAGCGCCACACUAGCACCGUCGUUGAGGACACCAAGCGCCAAGCAGCUGCUGCCAUCGAGGAGGUCAAGCGCAAGACAGCCAGUAAGAUCGAGAAUGAGCAGCGCAGCAGUGCGGCUGCGGUGGAGAAGGCGAAGCGGGACACUGCUGCAGCGGCGGCGGAGGCUGCAUCUUUGCUUGCAGCUCAGGUGGAGGAGGAGAAGGAGGUUGCCUCACACAUUGCAGAAAUCGACCGCGCUGUAGCCGUGGCGGAUGCGGUGGAGGCAGUGAUGGCCGAGGCUGCGGAAGAGAAGGAGGCCGCUCUGAGAAAAGCCGCGGAGGAGGCGGAGGCCGCUCGGUACGAGGCCGUUGAGGACGCCAAGUCUGAAAUGGAGGAACACUGGUCGGAUAAAAUGGCCCAAGCUCUCGCAAAGGCCGAAGAGGAUUUGAACAGCGCUCUCCGUGCCGCUGAGGACGCAAAGGCCGACGCGCUGACGCAGGCGGCUGAUAAAGCAACGCAGGAGAAGGAGGCGGCUGUCAAGGCCGCCAUUGCAGCUGCUAGCCAUGCUGGGGUGCAGUGUGUCGUCUGCAUGGACGCAGGGGCGUGCCAGAUGCCCUUCCGCUGUCGCCACGUCCUCAUGUGCCAUGUUGAUCGAUGCAGCGCUCAUCGUGUGUACGCUAGCACUCAUACACAGGGCCAGUCAAACUCAGCUGCACCCAUUAGAGUGCAGAUUGCUUGCGUUCGCACUCAGUGUGUGAUGUACCUACAUGGUUAUGACUUAAAACCGCACACUGCCUCUACUGCUCACCCCACCCUCCAUCCCACCCGCUUCUUCAGGUUUACCAUGCUUUACUCAGAGUUCCACACACGCCUGGAGGAUAACCUGUCCCACUUCGGCCUCACCACUGUCGACAUUUUCAGGACACCCCCUCCUCCGACUGCAGCCGUCUUAGAGGCCAUCAGCGCCGCCCUCCACCCCCAGCCUCUCACUCUCCCGCGCGGCCAGCGCUUUAUGGACGGACUCAGUCCCGCCCUGCUUCUCUAUGCGGCAACCCACUUGUCUGCCUUGCAAGCGGAGAACGACAUGAACUUGACUUUGCUGGCGAGGGUCGAGCAGGAGCGCCUGCGUGUUACUGAGUUCAUCCAGGAACGCCCCGCCGCCCAUACCUUUGAGACACACACCGAGAUACAAAUUGAGCGGGCUCAGGAAGAGGUGCGCAAGGUUAAGGCCGAGAAGAAAGAGAAGGUGCGGAAGCUCAAGCGAGAGAAGAAGGAGCAGGAACAGAUCUUCCUAGAGCAGCUGGAGUUGGCCGAGGAGCGUAGAUAUCGAAGCGGCAUUGCGAAGAGCAGCUGCACCGAGCAGAGGAGCAUCAAAGCCAGUGCAUCGGCUGUGUCGAUAAGAUUGUCAGCCAAAUGCCGUUCGUGUGCCAGCACGUCUACUUGUGCGAAGGUGAGCUAA